Orbicella faveolata is the source of this 1257-nucleotide messenger RNA. Its product is annotated as melanotransferrin-like. The record is from RefSeq and is a predicted model, not a curated record. NCBI's taxonomy places the organism in Eukaryota, Metazoa, Cnidaria, Anthozoa, Scleractinia, Merulinidae.
AGGCAAUGUUAUUGCACUUGGUAAGUUAAAAUAACAGUUACCGUAAAAUGUGUAACAACAUGUAUGAAGAAAAAUAUGAAACAGCUUCAAGACCUUGUGGACAACAUCCCAACAAAAUUAUAUAUUCAUUCAUUCAUUUACCCACGCAUUCACCCACCUACUCACUCACUCACUCACCCACUCACCCAUCCUCUCACCCACCCACCCACUUAGAACACAAGUAAUAUUAAGGCAUUUCCAUUCAGAUUACAUGAGACCUGGAUCAGAGAUAUCUUACCUAACUUAAAUGAAGGUCUUCCAACAAAGAAGACUUGAAUUGUUGUAAACUGUGUUUUUCUUAAUAACUUUCAGAAAUUGGACAGCACUUGGCCUGCAACCUUGCUAAAGUUCCAUCUCACGCAGUAAUGACAAAGGAGGGGAACAACAACAUGGUCAACUACGUCCGUGUGCUAUUGGAGGCGUCAAACAAGUACGGCGACGAUUCAGGCAGCUUCGCCUUGUUUAACUCCACAAAGUACGGUAAAAAGGAUCUCCUCUUCAAGGAUUCCACAGAGAAGCUUGUGGAUGUCAGUGGUCGAUCCUACUUGGAGUUUCUUGGUGACGACUACAUUGCAGUCAUCAAAGGCUUGAAUGAAUGUCUCGCAGUGGAUGGAGGCAAAGGUAGUAUUAAGCCUUACUUUCUUGUGUCGGGCUUGCGUCCAUGGUUCUGGUGCUGUCUGGAACUGCUUAAUGAAAAGCGGUGCAUUUAUUAUUGGCAUAACGAAAAAAAACUUUCUUGUGACAAACAGCAGGCUACUCCAAGUGUGCAAGAUAAAGCACCACCCAGGGUUUUCAUUAAUUUUGGGAGUAGAAGGCUAGUUUCAUGAAGUAGAUGGCUGACACUGAUUUGAGUGCAGAAGGGACAAGCCUCUGAAGGAGCAUUAAAAAUCAGACUGAUACAAUUGUACAACAACAGAAAUGUUGUGCCACUGAAAUGCUUUUUUACACAUUCUCUUGGAGAUAUUUUGUCAAAAUAAAUAUUGCAAAAGGCCAAAACACCAAGAAUAUUGAGGGAUUACAAAGACGUUUUCUUAUUCUUUAUCCUUAACAGCACAGUAUUACAAUUGAAAAUGUACAAAGACAGUCAAGGUUCAGUCACAUAAUAUUUCACAAAAAGUAAAGCCGGUUUUUUAGCUGGCGACCGGCACUUGAUAAGAACCCUGACCAUCUUGCCUGGUGAGGAAGCCAAUCACCAUGCACCUUCCCCUUCGCCUAACU